ACUUCGUACGUGUCGGUCGCGUUUCGCUGAAGUCGCCGCGUCAGCGCGUUGUUAUUAGUGAACUCUGAUAGAGGAAAAGAGAGAGUGUGUGGAAAUCUGUUGUGGAGUGUUUAAGGUUUCACGAAUUAUUGUGCUUUAAAUUAAAAAGUGGGCCCUUGGGACAAGUUUUCUACCCUCUGCACCGAAUUCCGGCACAGUUAGGUCGGGAUUUGGCGGAGGAAUUCCUCGUGCCCGCCACCGGAAGGGGGAACAAAACGGUUGUGACUUUCGCGAGCAAAAUUUGGAAGCCCCCCGUGAAUUUGGUGACCCAAUAUUAAAGUGUUAGUGUUCAGUAUCGAAAUGCGAUUUCCAUUCAUCGUGUGAAAAAAAAUUGAAAGUAAUUUGUUAUCUGAAGCAAAGCAACAAGUGUUUUUCCGUUGUAAAGUGUUAAAGGAAUCGAUUGUGAAUUACCUAAAAUUUCAAAAAUUAGGAUACAACUACACUGAGUGUUCAGUGUGCGGAAGUUCCAGACAGUGCCGAAUCGAAUACAAAACUGGGUGGAAAUAACCACCACUUACUUCUUCUUCCACUGGAACCGGGCCGACAUCGAUAGCUAACACUCUGGAUUACGGAUACGGAGACGAUUUUAAAGGAUCACAGUAUGAGCCUGGUGGGUAUUCAGCCCAGGUUCAGCAACGGUCCAACAUGACGCAACGGGAGGGCAUCUACAAGUUCGAGAACGAGCGCAUCAAGACCCUACAGGAGGAGCGGCUGCACAUCCAGAAGAAAACGUUCACGAAAUGGAUGAACUCGUUCCUGGUCAAGGCCAAAAUGGAGGUGGACGACCUGUUCACCGACCUGGCCGACGGCAUCAAGCUGCUAAAGCUCCUGGAGAUCAUCUCCGGCGAGAAGCUCGGCAAACCGAACAGCGGCCGGAUGCGGGUGCACAAGAUCGAGAACGUGAACAAAAGUUUGGCCUUCCUGCACACAAAGGUUCGCCUUGAGUCGAUCGGUGCCGAGGACAUCGUCGAUCACAACCCGCGUCUCAUUCUCGGUCUCAUCUGGACCAUCAUUCUACGGUUCCAAAUCCAGGAAAUCGAAAUCGAUGUGGAUGAGGAAAAUGAAUCGUCCGAGAAGAAAUCCGCCAAAGAUGCGCUGUUGUUGUGGUGCCAGCGGAAGACGCAGGGUUACCAGCACGUGCACAUCACCGAUUUUACAGGUUCGUGGCGUUCUGGGUUGGGCUUCAAUGCGCUGAUCCAUUCGCACCGGCCGGAUCUGUUCGACUACAAUGCGUUGAUGCCGGGCCGGAACAUAGAUAACCUGAAUCAUGCCUUUGAGGUGGCGGAUCGGGAACUGGGAAUUCCCCGGUUGCUCGAUGCCGAGGAUAUCGAUACGGCCCGACCGGACGAGAAAUCGAUCCUCACCUAUGUGGCCAGCUACUAUCACACGUUCGCGCGGAUGAAGAACGAACAGAAGGGCGGCAAGCGGAUUGCCAACAUCGUCAACAAACUGAUGGAUGCCGACAAAAAGAAAAUGCAAUUUGAGAACCUUAUCACUGAUCUGCUCAGCUGGAUUCGGACGAAAACCGUCCAGCUAGAGAAGCGAAACUUCCCUAACUCGGUAGAGGGCAUUCAGGGGCAGCUACUAGCGUUCAAAGAGUACCGUACUAUCGAGAAACCUCCCAAAUAUAAGGAGAGAUCCGAGAUCGAAGCACUCUACUUCCACGUCAAUACGCUGCUGAAGUCACUCAAUCAACCACACUACACUCCCCAAGACGGCAAAAUGAUCAACGACAUCGAAAAAGCUUGGCGAUUGCUAGAAAACGCCGAACACAGUCGAGAAGUUGCGCUACGAGACGAACUGUUGCGUCAAGAGAAAUUGGAACAGUUAAAUUACAAAUUCGAAAAGAAGUCAGUAUUACGGGAAGGAUACUUGAACGAGAUGAUCCAGGUUCUGUCGGAUCCUCGAUACGGUGCCAAUCUGCGCCAGGUAGAUGCCACGGUGAAGAAACACGAAGCCAUUUCUGCCGAUAUCCUAUCCCGAACCGAUCGUUUCAACGACCUUACGGAAAUGUGCAAUGAACUACACGAAGAGAACUACCACGGAAAAGACAAAGUCAAACAUCGAGAAACCGAAGUCGUCACCAAGUGGAAGGGACUUCUGGAACUGCUCGAGAACCAUAGAUUUAAGCUUACACACAUGAGCGGAUUGAUGAAUCUGCUGCGAGAAAUCGACACUACCAUGGAAACCAUCAAAGCACUUAAAGUGCAAUUCGCUUCCGAAGAUGUCGGACCGCAUCUACUGGGAGUCGAGGAACUGCUACAAGCACACUCACUGCUAGAGCUACAGGUCACUACCCUAGGGGAAACCCAACGACGUUUCAACCGCCAAGGGGAAGCAAUAAAGAAAUCUGGAGUCAAAGACACCAGUCAGCUAGAUCAGAAACUAGAUGAACUAUCACAGGCGUAUCAGGAACUGCACGGUUGCAGUGCGGAACGAAGAGCUCGGCUCGACGAAGCCCGCGAUUUCUAUCAAUUCGUCGAAGAUCAUGAAAACGAAGAAGGAUGGCUCGUGGACAAACAGCGUAUUUGCAAAGCGGGAAUCACCGCCAAAGAUCUUCGCGCAGUAGUUUCUCUGCAACAGAAACACAAAGCCCUGGAAGACGAAAUGAAGGUCAGAAAGCCAAAAACUGCUCAAAUAACAGAAGCAGGAAAGAAACUCAUCACCGACAAACAUCCCAGACAUGCCGAUGUUCAAGGCAAGAUCGACUCUCUUCAAGAGCACUGGAAGGCUCUGGAGGAACUUGUCGAAGUACGUAAACGACAACUCGAUGACGCUGCCGAAGCUUACCAAUUCUACGCCGAUGCGAACGAAGCCGAUUCGUGGCUAAACGAAAAAAUGGCUCUCGUCGCGUCUGAUGACUACGGCGUUGAUGAGCCCUCAGCCCAAGCCCUUCUUCAACGCCAUCGAGAUCUACAAGGAGAGCUCAACGCCUACUCUGGUGACAUCCUAAACUUGAAUCAACAAGCAGACAAACUCAUCAAAGCAGGCAUUUGUACCCUAGAUUUGUCAGCAGAACCAGAACCGGCAACAAACGAAGGCGAACAGGAGGAAUGGGUCAACGAAACCCGCCUGGUUCCCAAAGAAGUUUGGGAAGAAGAACCCGUCGAAAGGUUGGAACACAAAACAGUCACCGAAAACAAACUUCUCCCUCACGUACGGGCUCUUUAUCCCUUCGAUGGACAGGGUAUGAAGAUGGCCAAAGGCGAAAUCAUGAUCCUACAAAACAAAACCAACAACGAUUGGUGGAACGUUCGAAAGCUGGACGGUACCGAAGGGUUCGUUCCCGCCAACUACGUCAAAGACAUUGAAGCACGACCUGUCCCCUGUUUGAUACGUAAGGCAGAAAAGGUCAAAGUUAUGCAGAAAGUUAAAAAGACUAUUCUGGUGAAGCAGGUGAUCCCAGUCAAGCGUGUGCGACCGGCCAAGGCUAGCCAAGCCAAACCAUUGGUCAAACGACGAACCGAGGGUGACACCACCAUCGAUAGUAACGACAGCGUAGAUAAGCGCCAGAAACACAUUAACAGCACUUACGACCAGCUUCAGGAACUUGCUGAACGUCGACGAGCCCUUCUAGAAGACUCCAUCUGCCUGUUCCGAUUCUACCGCGAAUGCGAUGAUUUUGAGAAAUGGAUCAAGGACAAAGAGAAGAUGCUUCGCACCGAAGAUCCGAAAGACAACGUUGAAUCGGCCAAACGUAAGUUCGAAACGUUCCUCACCGAUUUGUCGGCUUCAUCAAAACGUGUCGAGGCUAUCGAUUCCGAUGUUGAAGACUUUGUCCGACAGGGACAUUCGCAGUUGGAUAAAGUGAAAGCUAGACAACGACAAAUCCAUCAAAUGUGGGAACACUUAAACUAUCUUAAAGGACAGAAAGAGAAGAACCUCGAAGGAGCAUCAAGUGUGGAGUUGUUCAACCGCACUUGUGAAGAAGCAAUCGAUUGGAUGAACGAAAAGAUGACUCAGCUGGAUACAGCGGAGGUUGGUCCGGACUUGAAAACUGUCAAAGCUCUACAGCGUCGUCACGAAAAUUUGGAACGCGAACUAGCACCCGUGCAAGAAAAGGUAAACCGAGUAAACCUUCUCGGAAAUUCUGUCAAGAACUCGUAUCCUUCCGAAAGAGACAACGUCACCGCGAAGCAGAAAGAUAUCCAAAACCUUUGGAAGAAAUGCCAAGAGAAGGCAAAAGAACGACGAUCCAGGUUGGAAAACGCAGUUGGACAACAAAUCUUUACGAACGGUACCAAAGCGCUAAUCGCUUGGCUAGAAGACGUUCAUAAUCAGCUGAAUGCUGAAGAGACUGCUAGAGAUGUUGAAACAGCAGAAAACUUGUUGAAGAAACAUAAUGACCUGGCUGAAGAAAUCAAAGCCCAUGAAGACGAAUUCAGACAACUUGCACAACUGGGAAGCCAGUUGCUACAACGCAACCCUGGCUUAGUUGAGAUCCCUGAAAUGCAACAGAAACUUGCUACCGAGCAAGAAGCGCUUAACGACGCUUGGAACGUCAAGGAGAAAAAGUUGAAGCAAUGCAUCGAGCUGCAGGUGUUCAAUCGAGAGGCAGACAAGAUCGAUGCUACCACCAAGAGUCACGAGGCUUACCUCGAGUACGAUGACCUCGGUAACUCGCUGGACGAUGUCGAAGCCAUUCUUAAACGACACACUGACUUCGAGAACUCCUUGGGAGCUCAAGAUAAAAUUUUGAAGAAUUUCUCAGAAGGUGCGGAUAAACUAAUACGUAACAACCAUUACGAAGCAGAGCACAUCGGUGAACGACGUGAUCAAGUACUUGCCCGUCGCGAAAAGGUGAAACACCUGGCCCAGAAGCGAAGAAACGCACUUCAAGCUUCCAAGGACUUCCAACAGUUUUGCGCUGACGUUGAUGACCUCAACGGAUGGCUUGCAGAUAAAACCAAGAUUGCUAGCGAUGAGAGCUACAAGGAUUUGACGAAUCUACCCCGGAAACUACAGAAACACAAAGCCUUUGAACGUGAGCUGCGAGCUAACGAAGGUCAGUUGCGAACUGUCAACAAAGAAGGCGAAGCCCUGAUCAAGACGAACAAUCGAGCGGAUGAAGUGACGCGAAUGCUCGCCGCUGUCAAUCAGAAGUGGAAGGAUUUGAACAAUUCUUCACUGGAAAAAGGAAGGCGUCUGGAGCAAGCUUCACUGCAGCGAGAGCAUAAUCGAAACAUCGAAGAUGCCAAGAACAAGCUGGAAGAACUGGACUCAGCACUACAGAGCAAACAGGUUGGCAACGAUCUGCGUAGUUGCAAAGAUUUGAUGAACAAACACCAGAUCCUGGAGAAUGACAUCAGUAUGUGGGAACAGAAGGUUGCCGAACUGGUGACUUCUGGCGAGGAAAUGGCCCACGAGGGUCAUUUCGACGCCAACAAUAUCAAAAACGAAACCAAGAAAUUACAGAAUCAGUUUGCAAACUUGAAAGGUCCUGCAGCUAAGCGUCGAGAGGCGUUGGAAGAAAGCUUACGGUUCCAUAAAUUUGUCUUUGAACUCGAUGCAGAGCUGCAAUGGAUCAACGAACGUUUACCCGCGGCGAGCUCCGAAGUUAUCGGACAAAAUCUUCAUCAAGCUCAAAGUUUGUACAAGAAACAUAAGAAACUGGAAGCUGAAGUUGAGGGUCAUCAAUCGAUGAUCAACAGAACGUUGACCUCUGCUGAAAAUUUGAUCAACCAGAAUCAUCCCGAAAAAACCAAGGUUAAAGAACUAUGCCAAACGUUGGAACUGGCGUGGAACGACUUGCAGGAAAAGGCUGUCGAGCGUUCAAAGAAGCUGGAACUUUCACUCAAAGCGCAACAAUACCUUUCGGAAGCAGGAGAAAUAGAGACAUGGCUCGGUGAACGUAACAACGUUCUUCGAUCGACCGACUAUGGUCGGGAUCGAGAUUCGGCUACAAAGUUGCUAACGAAGCACAAGGCCAUCGAGUUGGAGCUGGACACGUAUUCCGGUAUUGUGUCAGAAAUGGGACACACAGCCUCGGCAAUGGUUGCAGCGAAACAUCCGGACAGUAAAAUCAUUGCCACAAAGCAACAGCUGGUCGAGAAAAUGCUGAAGUCCUUGCAGAAACUGGCCGCCCAACGGCAGCUUCGGCUGAUGGAAAGCUUGUAUCGGCACGAAUACUUCAUGGAGUCGGCUGAACUGGAACAGUGGAUCAAGGAGCAGGAACAGGCCGUCAAUUCGGAAGACUACGGCCACGAUUAUGAACAUUUAUUAAUCCUUAAAAACAAGUUUGACGAUCUGAAGCAUCGCAUUGAAGUGGGAGCUGAGCGAUUCAACCAAUGCGAAGAAGUCGCCAAGAAGUUGAUCGGUAGCGACAGUCCUUACGUAGCUGACAUCGAAAGGGGCCAGGAACAACUCAGCAGGAACGAACAGGCCUACACCGAAGCCCAGUUGGAUGUUGUCGAGCGACAUGAUCAAAUUUGCAAUUGCUGGCAAAACCUUCUGAAGCUGUUGUCAGCCCGGGAGAAGAAACUCCAUGCUGCGGGUGAAAUCCAUCGCUUCCACAGAGAUGCUGCCGAAGCACUUUUCCGUAUCCAGGACAAGAAUGCAGCUCUAUCUACUGAGUUGGGUAAGGAUUUGAACUCUGCCUUGGCCUUGACUCGCAAACACGAAGCGUUUGAAAACGAAUUGGUUGCCUUGGAGGCACAACUUCAAGUACUGGUUGACGAUUCGAUGGACCUUCAAUCCAAAUACCCUGGUGACAAUGCCAAGGCCAUUGGCGUUGAGCGGGAAAAUGUUGUCCACGGUUGGGACAUGUUGAAGGAAAAGUCCGCUCUGCGAAACGAUCAGUUGCAGGCUAGCUGCGAUUUGCAACACUUCUUGACUCAGGUACGUGAUCUUAUGUCCUGGGCUACAAAUUUGCGGGCUACCCUGCAGGCCGAAGAACAUGUGAGCGAUGCCACCGGUGCAACAGCUCUCAAAAUCCAACACGAUGCGAUAUAUGGUGAGAUCGAAGCUAGGGAGGAAACUUUCCGCUAUUUGAACGAACUGAGCGAUUCGAUGGUACAGACAGGUCACUACGCCGCCACAGAAGUGGAAGAGAAAUGCUCGGCUCUGCUGGAUGAACGAGCUAAACUUCACUCGGCUUACAGCAAAAAGAAAAUAUUGCUGGAACAGAAGAUCGACCUGUUCUGUUUUAUGCGAGACGCGAAGGUGAUCGACAACCUUAGCAGCGGCCAGGAAGCUACGCUUUCCAGCUCAGAUUUCGGACAAACUGUAGAAGUUGUUCAAGAUCAGGUGAAGAAACACGACGCCUUUGAGAAACUCAUUCAAACGCAGGAUGAGAAGGUUGCCAUUUUGCAAGACCACGGCAGAAAGCUGGUCGAACAAAAUCACUUCGACAGUGAGAACAUAAGGAAACGAUUGCGAGAAAUUUUCGAUCGCAGACAAAAGAUCAAGGAAUUGUGCACUUUGAGAAGACAGAAGCUGCAACAUGCUCUGCUGUAUGCUCAGUUUAUCCGGGAUUGCGCUGAGGCUGGUGCCUGGAUAAACGAAAAGCAAAAGAAAUUGGAAGCAGAUGCACAUACGUUUGCAGACGUUUCCAAUAUGGAAGAUAAGGUCAAGAAACUGCAGAAGCAUCAGGCCUUCCAAGCUGAAGUUGCUGCCAAUGAGGGACGAAUCAAAGAAGUCAAGCAGAUGGGAGAAACACUGAUCGCUAAGCGACAUGAAUGUGCUUCGGAAAUCGAGGAAGAAGUUCGUAAGCUGAGCGAAUCCUGGAAUGUUCUUAUCAACGAAGUUGCCUCCAGAGGACGAGGUCUGGAAGAGGCUCAGGACAUUUUGGAAUUUAACAGCCAGUUGGACAAACUGGAGGCAUGGAUUCGAGACAAAGAAAUGAUGGUGAAUGCUAGUGACACCGGUCGUGAUUUGGAGCAUUGCAAUGCUUUGAAGCGGAAACUCGAUGACGUCGAUUCCGACAUGCGUGUUGACGACCAACGUAUCAAGAUGAUAAACGUAUUAGCUGACAAGCUUCUUACACAAGACAAAGCUCCAAAUGAAGCUAAGAAUGUCCAACAGAGAAGAAACAACUUCAACAACAAGUGGAAGUCUCUGCAGGGAGCUUUGAACAAAUACCGAGAGUUGCUUGACGGAGCAAACGAGAUUCACGUCUUCAACCGAGAUGUUGACGACACUGCCGAGCGUAUCGCUGAAAAACAACUAGCAAUGAGCGUCGAAGACAUCGGAAGGGACUUAAAUGCUGUGGAGUCGCUGAAGCGGAAACAAGACGCUUUGCAACGCGAUAUGACAGCCGUACACCAAAAGAUUGGUGAACACGAUAAGCGAGCUGCUGCGUUGAUGCAGAAAUAUCCGGACAAUGUAGUUCCGAUCGAAGAAAAGUUGGAAGAGCUCAAACGUCAAUGGAAUAACUUACAAGAAUCUAGCGUCAAACGGGUAGGAACACUAGAAAACGCCUACACUGCUCACAGGUUCACUGCAGAUGUAAAGGAGCUAGAGCUGUGGACCAACGACAUCAUCAAGAAAAUGGACUCAGUAACAAACCCGACGACGAUUGCCGAAUGUCAAGCGCAGAUCCAGUUGCACCGGGAGCGCAAAGCAGAAAUCGACGGAAGAGACAAAGUUUUCAAAGUCCUGCAGGAACAUGGAGAACAGCUGGUUGCUGAAAACAAAGCGCAGGGUAUCAAGAACGACUACGUUGAAAAGGCUUUGCGUCAGCUGGAAGACUUAAACAAGCACCUGCACGACUCCUGGAAGGGUAAGAAUCGUGGCUUGAAGGAAGCCCAUCAGCUGCAACAGUUCAAAGAACAAGCUGAGCAGAUUGAAGCCUGGUUGGCUAAUAAGGAAGCUUUCCUGAACAACGACGAUCUAGGAGAGUCUUUCACUGCGGUGGAAGCACUAAUCAAGAAACAUGAAGCCUUUGAAAAACUUCUUGCUGCCAGUAGAAUUGAUGAGCUGGAACGAUUCGCAGAGAAAAUAUUGGCCGAAAGUCCCUUCGAAGCAGAUAUUAUUAAACAGAGGCUCUGUUUAGUUAUUGCUAGAAAAGACAAAUUAUUAGCUUCAUCAGCAGCUAGGAAGCAGAAACUGCAAGAAUCGCUUCAGUUGCAACAGUUCCUACGAGGGCUUUACGAAGUUGCCAAAUGGAUUGGCCACAAAAUGCAAGUUGCUUUGGACGAGAACUAUCGGGAGCCAAGCAAUCUUCAGAGUAAAAUCCAGAAGCAUACCGCUUUUGAUGCGGAGCUGGGAGCAAAUUCCAGCAGAGUUACUGGAAUAAUCGAUGAAGGAGAAUCAUUGAUCAACGCAGAGCACUACGCUGGUGGUCUGGUACAGGAGCAGCUGGACAUGUUGGAAGCCGACUGGCAGAAGCUGCGUGAAGCGUCGCGAGAAAAGAAAGAACGCUUGGCUCAGGCCUACGAUGCGCGGCUGUUCAUUCGAAACUUGGAUGAUUUCAGCACCUGGAUGGACGAAGUUGAACUACAACUAUCUUCGGAAGAUUACGGAAGGGACUUGGCUUCGGUCAGUAAUUUGCUGAAGAAACAUGAAAUGCUUGAGGCAGAUGUUGCCCAUCAUUUGGAAACUUGUGAUCAGAUCAAGGCUACUGACGAUAAGUUCCUAGCCUCAGACCAUUUCUUGAAGGACGAACUUCACGAAGCAGCGAUGGUAACCAUUAAGCGAUACCACUCGUUGCACGAACCUACCACAAUUCGACGAGACAAUUUGGAAGAUUCUCUGCAGCUGCAUCAGUUCCUGCGAGAUGCUGAAGACGAGCUUUCAUGGUUGAACGAAAAGGAACCUUUAGCCGGUUCGAAGGACCUAGGAAAUAGUUUGACGGCGGUGCAAAGCUUGCAGAAGAAACAUCAAGCUCUGGAAGCGGAAAUUUUAUCAAGGGAACCGAUCAUUCUGGCGCUUAUUCAACGUGGUCAACAGAUGGUUCGAGAAAACCACUACGCGGUGGAGCAAAUCGAUGGGCAGUGCAGUUUGCUUCAGCAAAAGUUGAUCAAUUUACGUAAUUUGACUAACGUACGGCGUUUGAGGCUGCUGGAUGCUGUUGAGAGUCAGCAAUUCUACGCGGAAGCCAAUGAAGCGGAAGGAUGGCUGCGGGAGAAAAAGCCUAUUAUUUCGUCGCACGAUUAUGGUAAGGACGAGGAUUCGGUGAGCUCACUUCAAAAGAAACUUGAAGCGCUGCAGCGGGAACUGGUGGCAUUCGAUCCGACUGUCGAGAAGAUCGAUAAGCUGGCCAGUGGGUUGCAGGAACGAGGGCACUUCGAUAGCGAAAAGAUUAAGGCCAAGAACGAUAAAAUUCAGUAUCAGUUCCAGGAGCUAAAUCGAUUAGCUGGGGAGCGGGAGAAGAAGUUGGCGGAAACGAAGAAGCUGUUCGAGUUUGUUCGAGAGAUUGACGACCUUCAAGAAUGGAUCGAGAUGCAGAUGACUACAGCGGGAUCCGAAGAGUAUGGUACGGAUGUGGAACAUGUGGAGCAGUUGACGGCACAAUUUGAGUCGUUCGUUUCAAAUAUGAACUCCAAUGAAGGUCGUGUUCAUGCGUGUGUUGCCAAGGGAGAAUCGCUGCUGAAUGAGGGAAAUCCUAAUAAGGAUUUGAUUAAGGCGAAGCGCGACGAGACGAAGCAGCUUUGGGAUGAGCUGAAGGAUUUGGUUGUGGCACGACAGGAAGCUUUGGCUGGAGCGAAACAGGUUCAUGUGUUCGAUAGGACAGCAGAUGAAACAAUCAGCUGGAUCAAUGAAAAAAUCUCAGCGGUGUUGUCUGAGGAUUACGGUCACGAUUUAGAGACAAUCCAGGCUUUAGUGCGAACACACGACAGCUUUGAAGUUGAACUUGGAGCGAUCAAGGAACAGCUCGAGUCGGUUGUAACGGAAGCACAAAAGUUGGGUGAUACAUUCCCCGAUGCCAAAGAACACAUUGAGGUCAAACGAGAUGAGGCGAUUGAGGUUUGGUCCGAGCUGAAGGAAAAAACUGUUCAGCGCAAAGAGAAGCUUAUGCAGGCCGAACAACUACAAGCAUACUUCGAUGAGUAUCGAGAUUUGAUGGCUUGGAUCAAUGAGAUGCUUGCACAGAUCACAGCUCCAGAUCUUGCCAAGGAUGUAGCUGGGGCGGAAGCUCUUAUAGCUAAAAUCAAAGAACAUCGAACAGAAGUUGAUUCGCGAAAGGAGGGAUUCGAAACGUUCUACAAAACCGGAACUAAGCUUAUUAAAGAUGGACAUUUUUUGGCAAACGAGGUACAGGAGAAAAUUGCCGUGCUGAAUCAAAGGAAGCGUCUACUGGAUAAUACGAUUAAUCAGCGAGAAGAAAUCUACGAGCUGAACUUGGACACACAAAUCUUCUUGAAGGAAGCUGAAGUGAUAGAGAAGUGGAUCAUAACGAGACAGGUGCAGUUGAAGGAUGGUAAGCUGGGAGAAAACAUUGCUCAGGUUGAAGAUCUUAUCCGAAAACACGAAGACUUUGAGAAGACAGUAAUUGCCCAGGAGGAGAAGGUCUUGGCAUUAAAACGGAUCACACUACUUGAGCAGAAGUUUAAGAAACAACUGGAAGCCGAACAAGCAGCCCGAAUCGCAGAGAAGGAAAGAGUCGAGCGAGAACGCCACGAAGCGCUUAAACAAAAAGAGGUUCAAAGAAUCACCGAAGAGCGCCGAAGACACGAUCCGAAUGCAUCGGCUAUCAAUGGUUUUACAGAGACUCCCACCAAAUCUUCUACCCCUAGUCAUCUUUCGCCGGCAAGUGCAAAUGCUGGUAUCUCCAAGGAAGCGCCAGAUGUAUCCCCGGUGCAGAAGUCCAAUUCGUUCGCAACCAUGAUUCAGGAACGGCUUCGACGCGGUUCGGAAGGAAACAUUAAACGGGCUGAGAGCAUGAAGAUCGGUCCGAAACCAGCCAAGCGAACCCCAUCCUUCACAACUCGACGACGGGCGCAGAGUUUCCGAAAGAACCAGCGAGGCAGCGAUUCGAACGAGUCUGACCUACCUCCGGUUGAGGUACAGGGAAUGCUCGAUCGCAAACACGAACUACAAUCCGGUGGCAAGAAGGCUCCAGUUCGUUCCUGGAAACCAUAUUACACGGUCCUGUGCGGUCAGUUGCUGUGUUUCUUCAAGGACGCCGAAGACUUUGCCCAGAAGAAGGCUGCCACUGCUCCGGUCAACAUACUAAACGCCAAAUGCGACCGGGCCGAGGAUUACACCAAAAAGAAGAACGUUUUCCGGCUGGUGUUACUGGAUGGCUCGGAGUUCCUUUUCCUCACCGGUUCCAAGGAGUCAAUGAGCGAAUGGAUCAACAAAAUUGCCUUCCACGCCGCACUCCCGCCCAAUUUGCAGCUUAUGAGCUACGAUGAAUCAAUGAAGUCCCAGGUAUCAGCGCAGUCCCCGAUCCUAGAUCGUAGCGACGCUAACUCGUCCAUUAGCUCCCGAACGUCUUCGCCCGAUUCGCAGCGGCGAGACUCCCGUGCCUCCCUAAACAGUGCGAAAUCCGGUGGUUCCGGUAGCAAUGCCAGUAGCAGCAUACAGUCCACCAACAGCACCACCCCCCAAAUCAAUUUCCUGCAGAAGCAGAAGGAGUUGCGUGAGCUAGAAAAUCAGCAACGCCUCUCGCAACAACAGAUGAGUACGUUCCAGAUGCCCCAAUCCCCUACCCAGGAAGUCUACAACUUGGCCGAUAAGCCUCCAAUACCUCCGAGGGGAGUUCCGCCUCCGGUUCCCCAAAGGCAAUCCAGCAGUGACAACGUUAGCAAUAAUAACAACGUUAGUGGCAAUCCAACAGUACAAAUUCGCUCCAAAACCAGCAGCGGUAGUAGUGGAAGUUUCAAUGGAAAUGAUUACGACAACGGAAACUACACCAACACAAAUAACACCCGACCAUUUUCAUACCAACCAAAUUCAUCGAGUCAACAACGGAGUAUUCCCCAAAAUGGUAACAACCCAACCAACAACGGUAACGGAAACGGCGAAGACGUCUGGUUACGUCACAGUGAAUUGAGGUCAUCCGAAAAUCCUCCACCACCACUACCAGCAACUUCACCCCCGUUGAGUACCUUCUCUCCGUUGAAACCAUCAACUGGUUAUCAGCAGCAGCAGCAACACCAGCACCACCAUCAGCAACAACCACACCCGAACCAGAAACAUCACCCGCAGCAACAUCAAGAUCAGUUCAUGCGCCGAGAACGGGAACAAUCUGGCGCAAAUAACUACCUGAAAAUGACCAACCCCCCGCCUCCCCCAGUAGUAGGCAAUAGCCACGGCAGCAGUCGAGACAUCGGUAGUAACAUGUCCCGGACCACGUGGCAUCACCACCUGGGUCCACCACUAGCAGGAGCACCGGGAACCAACGGAGGCGUCGAGUAUCUGAACAACGGCAACAGCAGCAAUACCUUCGGCAAUAACAUCAACCUGGACGGAUACAGCUCCGGUUGGGGUCAGUCAAGACUCGAAACGAACCGACCGACCAGUAUGCCGGUCCCGAACGUCGGAGCCGCUUCUGGUUCUACCGACAUUGCAGGGCUUAUCAUGGGCCGUAGCACUGGCCAGUCGGCGGAAAGUUCCAGCGAGAGCGAGGCCAGUUUCAUCAAGGGAGCCGCCGGCCAGAAGGAGCCCAAGGACAAGAAGGCGGGCGGGGGCAGCAGCGUUUUUAGGAUGUUCUCCAAGAAAAAAUCCAAGAAUCACAAUUGAUUUGGGGAGAAGAAUUAUUUUUAAAACAAAAGAAAUGCGUGGGUUGUGUAAAGUAGGUUUAGUGAGAUAGGAUUUUGUAAUAUUAUUUUUAAUCCACAAAGAGCAGCUGUCAUCUUGUUCGUGUAGAACAGGAUAUUCUUAUGUUUAAAAUUGCCUUUGUUUUGUUUAUUUUCUUUUCUUACGCAGGACAUGUUACUAUUUUCAUAGAUAUUCUUUUAAGUACUAUGUAACUGAUUUGAACAUUUAUCGAAUAUCUUCGAGUAGCUUCCCAUCUUCAGUUUUAUAACAUGUAUGGAAGAAAUAAUACAAGUUUGAUUGUUAGUAGUCGUAUUUAUAUUCAGGCAGCAACAUUGAUUUUUAGAGUUAAUGUUCCAUAAACACAUAGUGACUAAAAAAAUAAUAAUGGUUUGGAAAGGAACAUAGAAAAUAAACUAUCAAUGAGUGUACCGAACAGUCAAUAGUAAAACACAAUAAAAAGUUAGAACAAGUUCAUAUUACCGAGCAUAGGUUACUCUAUUGUUAACUACGUGAUUGUAGUUUUUCGAACCUGUUAAAAAAUUUCCGCAAUUGUUUAUAUUAUAAAUCGAUUAAGGUUGAAUAAAAGUAUAUUUAAUAAA
Uranotaenia lowii is the source of this 14282-nucleotide messenger RNA. Its product is annotated as spectrin beta chain, non-erythrocytic 1-like. NCBI's taxonomy places the organism in Eukaryota, Metazoa, Arthropoda, Insecta, Diptera, Culicidae. Gene Ontology annotation, biological process: actin cytoskeleton organization. The record is from RefSeq and is a predicted model, not a curated record. Gene Ontology annotation, cellular component: plasma membrane; cell junction; cell projection. The transcript has 16 exons. Gene Ontology annotation, molecular function: actin filament binding; phospholipid binding. The coding region runs from base 685 to 13665 and encodes 4326 amino acids.